Solanum tuberosum (potato) is the source of this 501-nucleotide messenger RNA. Its product is annotated as premnaspirodiene oxygenase-like. Gene Ontology annotation, molecular function: heme binding; iron ion binding; monooxygenase activity. NCBI's taxonomy places the organism in Eukaryota, Viridiplantae, Streptophyta, Magnoliopsida, Solanales, Solanaceae. The transcript has 3 exons. Bases 1 to 501 code for a protein of 166 amino acids. The record is from RefSeq and is a predicted model, not a curated record.
AUGAGAAGCAAUAUGGACAUGUUUCUAGCUGGAACUGAAACUUCAGCAGACGUUCUUGAAUGGGCAAUGACUGAAAUGAUGAAAAACACCAAAGUUAUGGAAAAGGCACAAACAGAAUUGAGAAGAAUUCCUCAAGGGAAAAAGAAGAUAAUAGUGAAUGCUUGGGCAAUUAAUAGAGAUGCUGAAUUUUGUGAGGAUUCUGAGAGUUUUACACUAGAGAGGUUCAUAAAUUGUGGUAGUAGUAGUAGUAAUAAUUUAAAAUUUAUCGGACAUAGGUUUGAGUAUUUACCAUUUGGCGGAGGAAGAAGAAUGUGUCCUGGAAUUUCAUUUGGUUUAUCAAAUGUUGAGCUUCCUUUAGCUCAACUUAUUUACUAUUUCAAUUGGAAGAUGCCUGAUGGAAUGAAGCCUGAAGAUGUUGAUGUUACUGAAACUCCUGGUGCUAGCUGUAGUAGGAAAUGUUAUUUAUGUCUACUUGCUACAUGUAAUGAUCUUGGAAUUUGA